Penicillium bovifimosum is the source of this 1326-nucleotide messenger RNA. Its product is annotated as ice-binding family protein. The coding region runs from base 1 to 1326 and encodes 441 amino acids. The record is from RefSeq and is a predicted model, not a curated record. NCBI's taxonomy places the organism in Eukaryota, Fungi, Ascomycota, Eurotiomycetes, Eurotiales, Aspergillaceae. The transcript has 2 exons.
AUGCUCCCAAAGCUACUCAUUUCUGCUCUCCUCUUCUCUAUCACCAGCAAUGCACAGGCUCCAGUUGGUCUCGGCAGAGCUGGGGCCUAUCUGGUUCUUGCUGGCCAAACAGUGACAAACACAGGCCCAACGAUUGUUAGCGGAACAAUCCACUCUGCCGAUGCCAACGCAGCUGGAGCACAGUUUGAUCUGGUGACUGCAUAUAAUGAUGCAGCUGGCCGGGGACCUGCCACUAUUGAAUCCACAGACCUUGGUGGUCUAACCCUUGUUGCUGGUGUAUAUCAGUCUGUCCCAGGUAGAGGUCCAAUGAUGAUUACAACUGGUCGCACUCUCACGCUUGAUGCUCAAGGAGACCCGGACUCGGUUUGGAUCUUUCAGACCGAUUCCACUCUCAUUACUCAAAGCAGCUCGCGAGUCAUGUUGAUCAAUGGUGCCCAACCUUGCAAUGUCUUCUGGCAAGUGGGAAGCUCUGCAACCCUGGGGACAGGAAGCACUUUUGUUGGGACCAUCAUGGCACUCACUUCUAUCUCGGCUACCACCAAUGCGGUAAUUCAAGGACGCCUUCUUGCACGUAAUGGGCAAGUGAGUCUGGACACCAAUACAAUUACUCUUCCGAUCUGUUUCACCUCUGGGACAACAACCACUACAACCACUACAACCACUACGACAACAACCACAACCACAACAACCACAACGACAUCGGCUAGUACGACAUCCCCCACAACGACAUCCCCCACUACGACAUCGGCCACUACGACCACACCGCCAAUCAUUACGCUGCCCAUCAUAGGUCCCAUAGGGCCCAUAGAAAUAGGGCCAAUUUUAGGCGGCGGUAUCGGCAACAACGGUGGCCACACUGGCGGCAACAGCAAUGGCAAUGGCAAUGGCAAUGGCAGUGGCAAUGGGAGUGGCAGCCACAAUGGCAAUGGCAGCCACAAUGGCAAUGGCAGCCACAAUGGCAAUGGCAGCCACAAUGGCAAUGGCAGCGAAAAUGGCAAUGGCAGUGGCAACGACAACGGCAGCGACAAUGGCAAUGACAGCGGCAACGGCAACGGCAAGGGCAACGGCUAUGGCAGCGGCGGCCAGUUGCCCACGGCAUUGAAACCAUACUCAAUCAACGAGCACAAACAUCACCACGACAAAGGCCACGCCCACUAUGGACCAUACGAUGACUACUACAUCGCUGCCCAUGACCGCAACGACUACGGUACCUUGCCCACACCAUGCACAACCAAGAGAUGGGAAACAUCCAUGACUGAGUCUACCCCUGUCAAAACUAAGGCAUAUGACCAUUCAUGGGCUACGGAACCUGUCAGGGCACCUUGA